UAAAACCCGCUGUUGCUGCCUGCUGGGUGGGUGAAGCACUUUAUUGAAAAGUUCGGCUGCCUCUGACGGCUCCUGGCCUUUGAGAAAUGGACAGCCAAGGAAGGAAAGUGGUUGUGUGUGAUAACGGAACAGGGUUUGUCAAAUGUGGCUAUGCAGGAUCCAACUUCCCCGAACACAUCUUCCCAGCAUUGGUGGGCAGACCCAUCAUCCGAUCCACGGCCAAAGUGGGCAACAUUGAGAUUAAGAAUAACAAAAAGAUGGAUCUGAUGGUGGGAGAUGAAGCGAGUGAGCUGCGCUCGAUGCUGGAGGUGAACUAUCCUAUGGAGAACGGUAUUGUCAGGAACUGGGAUGACAUGAAGCACCUGUGGGAUUACACCUUUGGACCGGAGAAACUCAACAUCGACUCGCGCAACUGCAAGAUCCUCCUCACAGAACCUCCAAUGAACCCCACCAAAAACCGUGAGAAGAUCAUAGAGGUCAUGUUUGAAACGUACCAGUUUGCAGGCGUUUACAUCGCCAUCCAGGCUGUGCUAACACUGUAUGCUCAAGGUCUUCUGACAGGGGUGGUGGUGGAUUCGGGCGAUGGCGUGACCCACAUUUGCCCUGUGUACGAGGGAUUUUCUCUGCCUCACCUGACGAGAAGAUUGGACAUCGCAGGACGAGACAUUACACGAUAUCUCAUUAAGUUGCUCCUACUGCGAGGUUACGCCUUCAACCACUCGGCAGAUUUCGAGACUGUGCGCAUGAUGAAGGAGAAUCUCUGCUACGUGGGAUACAACAUCGAGCAAGAGCAGAAACUGGCUCUGGAGACCACCGUACUGGUGGAGGCUUACACGCUUCCUGACGGUCGGGUUAUUAAGGUAGGGGGCGAGCGUUUCGAGGCUCCAGAAGCUCUGUUUCAGCCCCACCUCAUUAAUGUGGAAGGGGUCGGGGUGGCAGAACUUCUCUUCAACACCAUUCAUGCAGCAGAUAUUGAUACAAGGGCUGAGUUCUAUAAACACAUUGUUUUGUCAGGAGGAUCCACCAUGUAUCCUGGUCUGCCCUCUCGAUUAGAGAGGGAACUUAAACAGCUUUAUCUCGAGCGGGUACUAAAGGGUGAUGUCGACAAGCUCUCUAAAUUCAAGAUCCGGAUCGAGGACCCUCCCCGGCGCAAGCACAUGGUGUUCCUGGGUGGGGCGGUGCUGGCUGACAUCAUGAAAGACAAGGACAACUUCUGGCUGACGCGGGAAGAGUAUCAAGAAAAGGGUGUGCGCGUUCUGGAGAAGCUUGGCGUCACCGUCAGAUAAACGCUUCCCGUAAGGCUGCGUCGCUGACCCCGCUUGUGCCGAUCGAUCUGUUUCACAUUGCUCAUCUCCCUGUUGUUCAGCCUCUUCUGCCGGCGAUUCACGUCAUUGAUGUGGAUUGAUGGGUUUUGAUUGGGAAAGGGUACUGGGGAUAUAUUAUCAGUUUCAGUUUUUUUUGGUUCGGUCCUCUGCCCCCUGCCCCCUGCUGAACAUACCAGUAAAGCAGUGAUGUCAUCAGCAGUCAUUUCAGUGUUUGUCAAUGCUUGUGUCUGCAUAACAUACAUGUAUGUUGGGAUCGGGUCAUUAUUACUAUGCAGUACAUUUUCAUGUUCCCAUCAUGCGUCUUAAUAUAUUUGAUAAACUAUUAAAAGCAUAGUUUUAAAAAUGAGAAAUGUAUGAGUUGUUUCAUCACAAUGUCAAAGAAAAAAUGGCUCUAUAGUUUAUUAAAGAAUAAACAAACGUCAUUUUUUUGUUUCCUUUCUAAUGAAAUAUUUUAAAUGAACCAUGUUUUCUUGAGAAUUUUUAAAAUUAUUAAUCUGCUAAAUUUUCCUGUCUUCAAUAUCAUCUUGCAUGUGUUUUGUAAUAACUAGGUUAGUUAAUGAUGUCAUCCUCUAGAAAGCGACAUCAUUUAACUGGGAGAAUAACAGCACAGACAUCAGUGUUAUCACUGAAUUUUGUGUAUUCUGUGAUUGUUGUUUUAGGUGUCUGUUGGUUUGUCUCGCUCUCAACAUUCCACCCUUUUACCGCAAUCGGUAUUAAAGUAAAAAUGUUUUAACUACAAAUUAACUUCAUCACGCAAGGAACUCAUAAUCCUAUAAGCCUCUUCUUGCCAUUGAGUGAAUAAUAAAGUUAUUGGUGAGGUUAAAUUAGAUUAGAUUAGGUACAGUAUAUUCUCUUAUAAAAAAGACUCUAGACUCAACAACAACAUGUUCUAUUUGUUUUAAAGGUACUGCAUUACGGGAAUGAUGACAUUGGUGAUGAGAGCGAGUAAGAGUAUAGAAGCUGUUAAUGGCUAUGACAGGUGUUAUCAUCACUAUUGCAUUAGUGCAAAAACUGCCCGUUCAACAUUGUUUACUGUGUGUCAGCCAGGUGACUGAGGACCUGAACGCUUUAUUGUCUCCAAAUGCUUUUUUUUCCAGUCUGAGCACAACUGAAAACGAGCAACCAAAAUAUACCAGUUAUUUUAAUUCCAGUGUGGUUACGAAGCUUUAGCACUGUCUCUGUCAUAUCUGCCUGUUUUUGUCAAAUGCUCAUUCAGAAGAACAAGACGGUUUUUUUAAGAGUUUUAAUAGAUUGGCUUGAGAGUGUGUGGGAUUUUGAUAAGGUAUUUAGCAAGCUGGCCAGUCUUUUGCUAGAUUGCCAUUGCGAAUUGUAUUUUAGCAGACUUCAACAUGCUGUUUCAGCAGUUGAGAACAGAACUUUUAUGUUGUUUAUAUAUUAUAUAUACAGUAUACAUAAAGGAGGGGGAAAUCAUUUGCUUUUCUUAGCUGUCCAAUUGUUGCUAUUUUUAUUAUUGUUGUUGUUUUUUACUUCUUAUCUUUUUCUUCUGCAGUGCUGUGUCUAGCAUAGAAUAAAAGCAUAUUAUUUUCUAUUGA
Molecule: messenger RNA, 2878 nt
Organism: Triplophysa rosa
Lineage: Eukaryota; Metazoa; Chordata; Actinopteri; Cypriniformes; Nemacheilidae
Gene: actr2b
Product: actin related protein 2b
Exons: 10
Coding region: 87-1286 (399 amino acids)
Biological process (GO): Arp2/3 complex-mediated actin nucleation
Cellular component (GO): Arp2/3 protein complex; actin cortical patch
Molecular function (GO): actin filament binding
Source: RefSeq, a predicted model, not a curated record